AUGGCUAUAUGUGAUAGAAAUAGUUUAACAAGUAAUUUUUCCAGAGGUGGCGGCGCUCUCAUUGCCAUUCGUAGUGACAUAGUAUCUAAUUUAAUUUACACUCCAGCUACCAAUGUUGAACAUCUAUUUGUUAAAUUUAAUUAUAAUAACAUCAACUAUGUAGUGUGCUCAGUGUACUUUCCUCCUAAUUGCCCGCUUUCUGCUUAUGAGUCUUUUAUUUCCGCUGUACAAUCUGUUCUUCCCCUUCAUCCAGAAUGUGUAUUCAUUUUUUGUGGUGACUUCAAUUUGCCAGAUAUUAUAUGGUCCAAUGAUGAUUUUGGUUUACUUUACAAUACGGUUACUAAUCCCAGAGUUCAAUGUAUCCCUGAUGCAUUUGCGUUCUUAAACUUUUUCCAACUAAAUGAUAUUCAAAACUCUUUUGGUGUUGUCUUGGACCUUGUGUUCUCCAAUGAUAACAGAAUCUAUAUCUCUAAAGCCGUAACUUCAGCAGUACCUUGUGAUCUCUACCACCCGGCUCUUGAUAUUAUGAUAAAGUUGGAUAAACUCUCCCCUUUACUUGAUCGUUCCCAUAAUUAUUAUGACUUCCGCCGUGCUCCCUAUUCAAAAAUAUGCGAAUUCCUAAACUCAUUUAAUUGGUUUGAGACCAUAAUAUCUCUCGACGUUGACGAAGCGGCUAAGGCAAUUUAUGACGCUUUGCACUUUUGCAUUUUAAACUUUGUUCCGGAAGUGUCUUAUAUACCUUCGACAUUCCCGAAAUGGUUUUCAAAAAAUCUUAAGCAUAUUGUUUUAAGCAAGAAGAGGGCACAUGCCAAGUUUAAAGCUUCACGCUGUCCCCUUGAUUAUGCGGAAUUUUCCGCACUUCGUGCCUCUUACAAGGCAGAAUACAAGAGAUGUCAUACUGCCUACCUGUCUCGCACUGAGUCAAUGCUAAAAUCUAACCCCAGGUCGUUUUGGGACUUUGUCCGUGUUAAUAAAUCUAGCAACGAAAUUCCCCACUCAGUACAUUUUGAGAAUUUACAAAGCUCGGGUACAGAAUCUGUCUCUAACUUAUUUUCCCAUUACUUCAAUACAGUCUAUGUUCCUCCUUUGUCUAAUGACCAUUCGUCUCCUUUUUUGUUCCAUGACCUACCUAGCACUUGUUCAUUCGACAUCGAUGAUGUUGACGCUGGUCUAGACGCACUAAAAAAUGUUAAGUCCGUAGGCCCCGACGGCUUGUCAGGUAUAUUCUUAUACAAUGUGAAAUCUUCAUUAUGUUUUCCACUGUGGCUACUUUUUAAGCGUUCAAUCGAUAGCGGAGUUUUUCCCUCUUCUUUCAAGAUUAGCUCUGUCACUCCUAUUUUUAAAUCUGGUGAUAAAGCUGAUGUCAAAAAUUAUAGACCUGUCUCUAUUUUGAGCCACAUAUCCAAACUGUUUGAACUUCUAGUAUUGAGAAGUAUUCAAUCGCCAAUUAACUCUAUUCUAAUCGACGAGCAACAUGGGUUUAGACCUGGCCGCUCGACCACUACUAAUUUACUCGUUUUUAACAAUUUUGUUAUGAAGGCUGUCGAGAAGCACAUCCAAGUUGAUGUUAUUUUCACAGACUUUACUAAAGCCUUCGAUAGAGUCGACCAUGGCUGCCUAAUCGAGACCCUAUACAAAACUGGGUUCGGUGAACCAUUGUUGUCUUGGUUCAAAUCUUAUUUGUCAGACAGAGUCCAGUGGGUAAAAGUGUUCGGAUGCAAAUCAUCCGUCUCAAAGGUCUCUUCUGGAGUUCCUCAAGGAGGACAUUUAUCUCCAAUACUGUUUUCUUUGUAUGUAAAUGGCAUCAAGGAAAUUGUCAAAAACUGUGAACUUCUCAUGUUUGCCGACGACUUGAAGCUCUUUAGGAAAAUUGAUAACUUAUCUGACUGUUCUACGCUCCAGAAUGAUCUCAACAACCUGGUCUCCUGGUUUAAUAAUAUUGGUCUUCAGUUUAAUGUAAACAAAUGUCAUUCCAUGUCAUUUUUAAGACACCGCUCCCCUAUCAACUAUGCUUACUCCAUCAAUGGUUCUAGUGUAACAUCGGUUUGCAGUAAGAAAGACCUAGGUAUUAUCUUUAAUUCCGAUCUCAAUUUUCACUCCCACACUGAAAUGAUAUGCUGCAAAGCCUUAAAAACGCUUGGGUUUGUAAUGCGCAUAUCAAAGGAGUUCAAUCUAUCUUCUUCAUUAAAAACUAUAUACUGCUCAUUGGUCCGUUCACUUUUAGAGUAUGCAUCGGUCCUAUGGGACCCUUAUACGGUAUCUGACUCAUGUCAAUUAGAACGUGUUCAGAGACGGUUCUUAUCUUGCGCAGCUUUUCUCUUAAAAAUAAAUCAUCCUCCCCACGACUAUUUCUUAGUUAUGCAGGAACUCAGCCUCAUUUCACUGGCCGACAGGCGAGUUAACGCUAACAUAGAGUUUCUGAAUAAACUAGUUGAUGGUCGUAUAGAUGCUCCCUCACUUCUCUCGAUAGUCAAUUUCAAAGUUCCUUCCCGUACUACUAGAUACCAUGCUCCUUUCGUUGUUCCUGCGCACACUACCAAUUAUGGCAGAAACAAUCCGUUAGACCGCAUGAUGCGGCUGGCCAAUGAGAGCACCGUUCAUCAAAACUGA
This is a messenger RNA of Myzus persicae (green peach aphid), 2610 nucleotides long. RefSeq lists its product as uncharacterized. The record is from RefSeq and is a predicted model, not a curated record. The transcript is spliced from 2 exons. Lineage: Eukaryota; Metazoa; Arthropoda; Insecta; Hemiptera; Aphididae. The coding region runs from base 1 to 2610 and encodes 869 amino acids.